GCAAAGAAAGCGCAGAGAAAGCGCUAUUCUAGCAAUUCUGAUAGACGCAAAACUACUUUAGAUAAAUAGGACGAAGUCUUGCGUCAAACUGUUAUCAUCAGCAAAAAGGACUUUUGCUCGUUUGCUGAUUGAUUGAUUAGCCCAGGCUAUAAAUUCGCUAGCCUGCAGAAUGAGAAAUCAAAGUAGACAUUCAUCAUUGAGCAAAAUGAGCCGCAUUCUUCUGAUCAUUUUGAUCGCAACUUCAUGUCAAAAUUGCUUUACAAGAGGAGAAGACGUGGAACAACAACAAAAUAAUGAUGAGAAAUUCGAUCAGGAUCAGUUUUUAAAAAGGAUUGACCAUAUGACGGGUCUUUAUGAUAAGCUAAAAGUUAAAAUAUACAAAUUUGUGGACUAUCAUAGUGAGCUGUUGAAAAAUAUGGCAAGCACAGAAAACCAAAUAGCAAAGUUACAAAGACAUGCCAAUAUCAAAAAAGCCGCCAAGCCAACUGUGCAGUUUGAGAAGUUUGGAGCAAAGUAUUACCAUAUUGAGAACGAGGAAAAACUAAACUGGUACGAAGCAGUCUCCAGAUGCCGAAGCUUGAACAGUCACCUCAUUAGCCUCCAAAACCUGAAAGAGUGGGAAAUCAUUACAGCCAACUUGAAAUAUCUUAAAACAUAUUGGGUGGACAUCAAUGACGAGGCAGCUGAGGGCGAGUUUAUAUCACGAUUCACCGGAGAGAAAGCUCCAUUCCUAAAAUGGUCCACUGGAGAACCAACUAACCAAGCAGACGAGAAUUGCGUUCAGAUAGAAGAGGCAUUUGGUCUCUUUUAUAUCGUUCCCCAUUCUAUGAACGAUGUCACAUGCACAAAAAAAAACUACUUCAUAUGCGAAGCCAAGGAAGUGGAAAUGUAA
Drosophila santomea is the source of this 892-nucleotide messenger RNA. Its product is annotated as accessory gland protein Acp29AB-like. Bases 170 to 892 code for a protein of 240 amino acids. The record is from RefSeq and is a predicted model, not a curated record. Gene Ontology annotation, biological process: biological process involved in interspecies interaction between organisms. Gene Ontology annotation, cellular component: external side of plasma membrane. NCBI's taxonomy places the organism in Eukaryota, Metazoa, Arthropoda, Insecta, Diptera, Drosophilidae. Gene Ontology annotation, molecular function: carbohydrate binding. The transcript has 2 exons.